AACGGGGGUGAUAAGCUACUAUAGCUUCAUUACGGACGCCUGUAAGUGUCAAGCUUUAGCUCGGAACCUGUUCCUAGUGGUCAGGCUGUACUAGUCGAUCGCAGAGCUGUUCGGUGCCCUUACGAAACAGCUUCCCCGUGCGAAGUGUACACAGGGCAAAAUGAGGCUCCCGGGUCUGAGGAGGGGGACAGAACUGCUGCGGCUCUUUGGGGUGGCCGAGUACCAUACAUCGUACAGAGUGUUGGGCGGAUUAUCAGAUGAAAAGAAGGACCUCAUUCACAAUGGACCAGACUUAAAAGAUUUUAUAUCUGGGGAUCUGACGGAUAAAAAUGUAUGGUCAGACUAUAAAGGCAACCUGAAGCGUGAGAAGGGCGAGAGAUUAAGGCUCCCCCCUUGGGCAAAGACUGAAAUUCCGAUGGGAAAAAAUUAUAAUAAACUGAAAAACACAUUAAGAAGCCUGAAUCUUCACACUGUAUGUGAAGAAGCCCGAUGUCCCAACAUUGGAGAGUGCUGGGGUGGUGGAGAAUAUGGAACUGCUACUGCAACUAUCAUGUUAAUGGGAGACACUUGUACCAGGGGCUGCCGCUUCUGUUCAGUGAAAACCGCUAAAAAGCCUCCACCUCUUGAUCCAGAUGAGCCGUACAAUACAGCUAAAGCCAUAGCGGAUUGGGGACUGGACUACGUAGUCCUCACUUCUGUGGACAGAGAUGAUCUCCCAGACGGAGGAGCUGAACAUUUUGCGAGAACAGUGUCUCUUUUGAAAGAGAGGAAUUCCAAAAUCCUUAUUGAAUGUCUAACGUCAGAUUUCCGUGGUGAUAAGAAAGCUGUAGAAACCAUCGUCCGUUCCAGACCUGACGUUUAUGCCCAUAAUGUGGAGACUGUUCCAGCUCUGCAAAGGCAAGUCCGUGACCCUCGUGCAAACUUUGAGCAAUCUAUUAGUGUCCUAAAACAUGCUAAAGAUGUGCGGCCGGACAUUAUCACUAAAACAUCCAUCAUGCUGGGUUUAGGAGAGUCGGAUGAACAAGUCUAUGACACCAUGACAGCCUUACGUGAAGCAGAAGUCGACUGUCUGACCCUUGGACAGUACAUGCAGCCAACAAAGCGUCAUCUUAAGGUUGAAGAAUAUGUCACACCUGAAAAGUUUAAGCACUGGGAGAAAAUGGGCAACGAGCUAGGAUUCCUGUACACGGCCAGUGGUCCUCUGGUCCGAUCAUCCUACAAAGCCGGUGAAUUCUUCUUGAAGAAUCUGGUAGAGAAGAGGAAAAGAAAGGCCAUAUAAAGAAGAGCAUGGCAGUGGUAUAUGGACUUACUUACUAGUAGAAAGCCAUGUCAUGCCAUGUGGUAUAUUAGGUGAUCGGUGUCGUCGCCAUGGGGUAUUACUGAAAGUUGUCCAUUGCUUCAGGCUGUAAAAAAAACCUUUAGAUUUGAACAAGUUUUUCACCAUGAAAAAGUUGCAAAUUUUGGCAUACUGCAUUAUGGUGCAAAAAUUUGCAGCUUUUUGUGAUUUUACUCCAUUCCUGCAACUUUUAUAAAGUCACCAAAAAGGCACUAGUGGCUUCGUGUAAAAUAAAAUGGAGUAACAUCUGUAGACAAAGGGGUUAUUCCUAUCUAGGACAUUUAUUUUAUAUGGAUAGCAGCAGGACCCCUACCUAUCUCCAGAACAGGCCACCCUCCAUUUAAUGCCAUAGGAGUACUGAAAAUGGCAGAGUGCUGGCAUGGCAUCUUUCAGAAGUCCCAUAGUUGAAGGCAGAGGUGGCACCACCUGCGUGGCCUGCUCCCCAUAUACCGCUAUGGGCUUCUGAAAAUAGCCAAGCAUGCACGCUCAGCCAGUUUUUAGAAGUCCUAUAGCAAUAAAUGGAGAGGACACUGGCAAGUGUGGUGUGCUUUGCCCCUAUCUGACAGCUAUGGCACAGCCUAUCAAUAUGCCAUGUAGGUUACAGAUGGGACAACCCCUUUAAGGGAAUUUAUCAUUCUCCUCCCCAUGACAGUUUUCUGGCGUAAAAAGUCACAAACCCUGUGUUUACAACUUUUUAAAUGCUACAUGCGAUGAAAACAGAAAGCUACGACAGCUAGGAGGCUACCAUAGAUUUCAGGCUGGUGUGUAGCCUGUAGCAUGAUGAGCCCUG
Molecule: messenger RNA, 2126 nt
Organism: Bufo gargarizans (Asiatic toad)
Lineage: Eukaryota; Metazoa; Chordata; Amphibia; Anura; Bufonidae
Gene: LIAS
Product: lipoic acid synthetase
Exons: 11
Coding region: 161-1279 (372 amino acids)
Biological process (GO): lipoate biosynthetic process
Cellular component (GO): mitochondrion
Molecular function (GO): 4 iron, 4 sulfur cluster binding; lipoate synthase activity
Source: RefSeq, a predicted model, not a curated record